GCCAGCAUCUCAUCUAUUCUCAUCUAUUCACAAGAAGGACCGGUCGAGCGCUACUAAGGCCAACGUUUUACCAUUAAUGUUUGCUUUAGAGAAUAUCUGCAAAUCUAACACAUUUCAAUUUGAUUAAGUCAGGCCAUCUAUGGGGUAAUGUGUUGAAAAUCUAAAUGGUGUAGCAUCAAGCCAGGUGAAAUGGGGCUUCUUGAUAAAUUGUCAGGCUGGCUGGGCUUAAGGAAGAAACAAGUCAAUGUUUUGUGCUUGGGUCUGGACAACAGCGGCAAAACAACAAUCAUCAACCAGCUCAAGCCAUCUAAUCAUCCAAAUCAUUUAGGUCCAUUGUCAGAAGAGUGGAAACAUGUUAGUCAGACACAGGCUCAGGAGAUAGUCCCAACAAUUGGCUUCAACAUUGAAAAGUUCAAGAGUUCAAGCCUGUCCUUCACAGUUUUUGACAUGUCUGGCCAAAGCAGAUACAGAAGCCUAUGGGAGCAUUAUUACAAGGAGAGCAAUGCAAUCAUAUUUGUCAUUGAUAGCAGCGAUAAACUGAGAAUGGUUGUUGCAAAGGAGGAGCUCGAUACUCUUCUCAACCAUGAAGAUAUCCGCAACAAAAAGAUCCCAGUGCUGUUCUUCGCAAACAAGAUGGACCUGCGGGACGCUCUGUCUUCUGUCAAGGUCUCGCAAAUGUUGUGUUUGGAGAACAUUAAAGACAAACCCUGGCACAUCUGUGCCAGCAAUGCAAUCAAAGGAGAGGGUCUGCAGGAAGGGCUGGACUGGCUGCAAGAUCAAAUUACACAAUCAUAUCAAAACAAUGAACAAAUGAAUGACCAGGCGUGACGAGGACACAGGGACGUGCAAACUGGAUCUGACUUGCUUUUUAAAGUAUUCAUCACUCUUGAUGUUGUAAGCCUUAAAUUUCAAUGUCAAAUAGUCAAGCACUUUUUCUCUGAGCUGCACUUUUGCGACUUUACUUACCUUUGAAAGAAAAAGCGAAUGCUGCAAUCUGAAUUUAACAGCAAAGACACCAUAUACAUAAUUAGGAACAUAAAAUGUGCACGCAGUCUGAAUAUAUUAAAUUCAGUUUUAUUUAUAUAGCGCCAAUUCACAACACAUGUUGUCUCAAGGCACUUCACAAAAUCAGGUACAUACAUUCCAAUUAAUCGUAACCAUUGAACAGUGCAGUCAGA
Molecule: messenger RNA, 1178 nt
Organism: Girardinichthys multiradiatus
Lineage: Eukaryota; Metazoa; Chordata; Actinopteri; Cyprinodontiformes; Goodeidae
Product: ADP-ribosylation factor-like protein 6
Exons: 9
Coding region: 190-828 (212 amino acids)
Biological process (GO): protein localization to cilium; cilium assembly; intracellular protein transport
Cellular component (GO): axoneme; cytoplasm
Molecular function (GO): GTPase activity; GTP binding
Source: RefSeq, a predicted model, not a curated record